Messenger RNA from Anopheles cruzii, 1008 nucleotides. Its product is annotated as alpha-tocopherol transfer protein-like. The record is from RefSeq and is a predicted model, not a curated record. Gene Ontology annotation, cellular component: membrane. NCBI's taxonomy places the organism in Eukaryota, Metazoa, Arthropoda, Insecta, Diptera, Culicidae. Gene Ontology annotation, molecular function: phosphatidylinositol bisphosphate binding. The coding region runs from base 1 to 1008 and encodes 335 amino acids. The transcript is spliced from 4 exons.
AUGAGCACGAAGGCGGAAGUCCCCAUCGGGAAGGAAACAUUCCCGGUGUCCGGUACAACAACCGCUCAGCUGCCCCUGAGGCCCAUUCCGGAGUGUCUGCGAGCGAAGGCCGCCAGUGAACUGAACGAAAACGAGCAAACCGUCGCCCAGGAGUUGGAGCUGCUCCAGACCUGGAUGAAGCAGUCGGGUCACAUCCGCGGCCGGCUCGAGGAGCAGUUUCUGGUAGGGUUUCUGCGCGCCUGCAAGCACAGCCUGGAGCGAGUGAAGCAGAAGCUGGACACCUACUACACAAUCCGCUCCGUCCUACCGGAAGUGAUGCGUAACCGUGAUCCGCUGGAUCCGUUCGUGCGCCAAGUGAUCCGAAUGGGUGUUUCGGUUCCGCUGCCUCACACCGUCCGCCCGGACGACCCGAAAAUUAUGCUUAUCCGGGCCGAUGCGUUCGACGGCGAAGUGUGCGAUUUUCCCGACGUGCUGAAGGUGUUCACCAUGAUCGGUGACCUGCUGUUGCGCGACGACGAUCAGCUGGUGAUCUGCGGCCAGGCAGCCAUCAUCGACUUUGGUCACUCGUCCAGCGGCCAUCUGUUCAACUUCAAUCUCUCCUUUCUGCGCAAAGCAUCAAUCCUGAACCAGCAGGCAUCGCCGCUCCGCCAGAAAGGCUUCCACUUCGUCAACACACCGAAGGGCUUCGACAUCGUGCUAAACAUUUUCAAAGGUCUCAUGACGGAGAAGAACCGCAACCGGACGAUUGUAUCGCACGGUUCCAGUCUCGAGUCGCUACACAAACACUUUCCCCGGUCCAUACUGCCGGCCGAGUUGGGCGGCGAGCUAGGGCCGGUGCAGCAGUUCGUCGACGAAUGGGAGCAGAAGCUGAUCGACAACCGGACGUACCUGAUGGAGGAGGAAUCGCUUGGGGUGGACGAGAGCCGACGCCGAACCACCAAUCCGUUGGCGGAAGAAAAGGAUCUCUUCGGAACGGCCGGCACGUUCCGGAAGCUCGAGUUCGACUGA